Adelges cooleyi (spruce gall adelgid) is the source of this 2104-nucleotide messenger RNA. Its product is annotated as thymic stromal cotransporter homolog. Gene Ontology annotation, cellular component: membrane. Bases 285 to 1799 code for a protein of 504 amino acids. Gene Ontology annotation, biological process: transmembrane transport. The transcript has 9 exons. NCBI's taxonomy places the organism in Eukaryota, Metazoa, Arthropoda, Insecta, Hemiptera, Adelgidae. The record is from RefSeq and is a predicted model, not a curated record. Gene Ontology annotation, molecular function: transmembrane transporter activity.
UUCAAACACUAGUUACAACGUGAACGUUACACUCGCCAGUUUCAAUUGUAUCUUUUUGGUUAAUAUUAUUAUUAAUUUUUUUUUUUAAUUUUUCAUGUUUCGCGCCUAAAUCUUUUUUUCAAACGAUUAAUCAGAGAUAGCCUUCAACUGUCAUGUUAUUGGCCACCGAAUGUUCUCCAUCGAAUGACCGAGCUUGCUUGUCCGGCUUAAUUUAAUGGGAGUGGGACUUGGUAAUAUUUGAUUUUGCCCAAGUAUAAAGUGCACAUAAUAAUAUCAUUGUCGGCAUGGCCGAUAACGUGGAAAACAAUCAUGUGUCCGAGAAGAAAUCAAAGUGGCAGACGCUGGGGCCGUGCGGCAAGGCGAAGUUAGUGUUGAGGAGUAUUCACGUGGAGCCUUUGGUGAUCUGUUUCAUAAUAUCCCGCGUUCUGCUCAUUCUGGCCACGCAGAAUCUGAGUUUGCAAAAAGCGUGCAAAGUCAACUUGAAACUUAGCAACGAGAGUUGUUUGGCAAUUGAAAACCCGACGGGUCAUAAUGCCACCAAAGCCGAUGAAGUAAAGACCCAACAGCUGGUGGCUGAAAUGUUUAUAUGGCAGCUGAUCAUCCAGAGCAGCGUGCCGUGUAUUUUUGCUAUAUUCGUGGGCUCGUGGAGCGACAGGAAUCGAAAACGUGUACCCUGCAUGCUGAUGCCCAUAUGCGGCGAACUGGUCCGAAACAUAGGGUUACUAUUGUGCGUUUACUAUUUCUUUCAAUUGCCAAUGGAAAUUGUCGGUUUGGUGGAAGCGAUUCCCACCUCUAUCACCGGAGGCAAAAUGGUCAUGUUCAACGCGCUUUACAGUUACAUCGGUGACGUCACUAAGGCAGAAUUGAAAACCUUCCGGAUUGGGUUGGUCACCUUAUUAACCACUGUUGGCUUGGCAAUCGGAACGUCGUUGUCAGGUAUAACGUUCAGGGACUUAGGUUUCUACGGCGUGUAUGGCAUAUCUUCCGCGCUUUAUAUCAUAGCCCUCGUCUACGGCUUAUUGUUCCUCAAAGAAGUGUCAGCCAAGGUUCCUGAAGGCACAGAACCACCUAAAAAAACUGGUAUCGCCCUAGUCAAAGAUUUCUUCGAUGCCAAACACAUUGAAACGGCGUUCCAAAUCACGUUUAAAGAUGGACCUCACAACCGAAAGUUAAGGAUCAUCAUGCUCAUGGUUAUCGUGUUCUUGGUCAUGGGACCCAUAAACGGUGAUGUCACGGUGCAAUAUUUGAAUACUCGAGUACGCUUUAAUUGGAACGAAGUAACUUUCAGUAUGUUUUUAACGUACUCGACAGUGACCAGCGUUAUAGGAACGAUUCUCUGUAUAGCCUUGUUCAGUCACAUACUAAAAAUAGACGACGGAUUAAUCGGGUUUGUGGCUUGUUUAGGAAAACUCGUUUCCGGAGUCAUUUAUGCUUUUGCGCCCAGCGAAUGGGUCUAUUGCAUUGGACCACUUAUUGAUAUUAUGGGAGGUGCAGUUUUCAUAACAACCAGAUCAAUAAUGACAAAAUUGGUAAAGCCGGACGAACUAGGCCAAGUCACCUCUAUUUACGGAAUUGUCGAAACUUUAGUUCCAAUUAUAUAUGGACCCUUGUAUAGUGCAGUUUACAAAGCCACAGUAAACACUUUACCUGGUACAUACAGCUUGAUAGGAUCGACCUUAGCAAUACCGGGUUCUUUAAUAUUUUUAUGGAUGUACAGACAAAGCAAAAAAGCUGAAAAAUCGGAUUAUGCAGCUGUUAAAACCGAAGAGGAUAAAGCCGAAGAAAUGCAAAGUUUAUGAUUUUGGAGUCAAAGAACUACAAUAUCGACUAGUCAUAUUCAUCUUUCCUGAGUAUAUUAAAGCGCGCAAAGUACAACUAUACCGUUUGUUAUAAUAGUUGUUGUACAGAAAAUUACCUCGGCGUACUUAUGUCAUAAUGCGAUUUCGUAUUAUUUAUGUACAUAUGACAAGACAGAACAAAAUUAAGCACUUAACUGCUUAAACUAAUUUUAUUAACUAUAAUUUUGAUAAAAAUAAUACUGAUAUUUGUAAAUAAUUUAAUGUUAAAAUUUGUAUAAAGUAUAUUUGUGUUUCAAAAAUAGUAA